Molecule: messenger RNA, 827 nt
Organism: Sardina pilchardus (European sardine)
Lineage: Eukaryota; Metazoa; Chordata; Actinopteri; Clupeiformes; Clupeidae
Gene: tmem182b
Product: transmembrane protein 182b
Exons: 3
Coding region: 68-565 (165 amino acids)
Cellular component (GO): membrane
Source: RefSeq, a predicted model, not a curated record
CCAUUCAACAUCUAGAAAGAUUUGCACUCACACAUAUCUGUUCCCCACGCUGAUUCCUGAUGCUGCCAUGGCAACGUCCUCUGAGUCAGCCGAAGUCUACAGGGGUCUGUUUAUGGCGGUGGUCCUGCUGGGCAUCAGCUUGGUGAUGGUGGCCGGUCUCUUGAGCAUCGGAGCCCACUCAGCAGCCAGAGCUGCACUCUACAGGGCUGCAGGGGCACUCUACCUCACCGGCGGGCUGCUGCUGUUGAGUGUGCUGGUUCUGCAUGUGGUCUGGUUCCACGGCAUGAGCACGUUAGAGCACUACGUUCUCCAGCAGGGGGCGGCACUGUGCCCAGGGUUCCAUCUGAGCGUGCGCUACGGCCCGUCCUUCCUGAUCGCCCCCGUCGGCCUGUUUUUCUGCCUGCUCAGCGGGACGCUGCAUCUGGCCUUAGCAGCAACGGCGGAGAAACCCUUGAGUCUGCCUACUGGGAACUGUGAGAAAGCCCUGAGUCUGCCUGCUGGGAACUGUGAGAAAGCCUUGAGCCUGCCUACUGGGAACUGUGAGGACAGAGACGAGCUCAUCUGAGACCAAACGGGUGAUACAAGUUUCGAUAUUUCAGCACUGCCUUCAAAUCGCCCAUUUUUUACUGUAUGUUAUAACAAGGCCAUUGUUUGAAGAAAUCCUCUAAACUUCUUGCCAUUCUAAACAAAAACAAUAAUAUUAAGCUGAAGUCAAAACAUUUCAUUCAGCCUGCCCCGAUAAUGAUUCUUUUGUAAAAAUAAAUACAUAAAUAAUAAUUCCUAAUAAACUUUUCUUAUAAAGUCUUAUCCUGUUUGCAAUAAUCUGU